GCCGCGCAUCGCUCGCAACUCAAAAUUCCAGGUCGAUUGACCUACAUCGUACCUAUACAGCGGGUCUACACAAACUAGAAAUCGAUGAUAACAUGAGUUCAUCCAGCGCGGAUGGCUCAUACGAGCUUUACAACUACAAUCCUUCGGUCGCUGCCGCCGCCAUUUUCGUUCUACUCUUCAUUGCCGUAACCGCCUGCCAUGUCUACCAAUUGGCCCGAGCGCACGCGUGGUAUUUCACCUGCUUCAUUCUGGGCGGACUAUUCGAAGUUAUUGGCUACAUCGCGCGUGCCGGAGCGCACAACAAUACAAGCAAUCUCUCCAUCUUCACUAUCCAGACGCUAUUCAUUCUCCUUGCACCACCUCUCUACGCAGCAACUUUAUACAUGACACUAGGCCGAUUAAUCUUCUACCUCGACAAAGAAGAGCUCAGCUCCGUGCCGACGCGCUGGCUCACCGUGAUCUUUGUUGCGGGGGAUAUCAUAUCUUUUCUAAUUCAAGGAGCAGGCGGCGCGAUCCUCACCCACACUACAACCGACCCCUCCGCCCUUACCACCGGCCAAAACGUCAUCAUCGCCGGCCUAGUCAUCCAACUGAUCUUCUUCACCGUCUUCGUCCUCGUCGCCACUGCCUUCCACUAUCGCAUCCACCGCAUUCCUUCCUCGAAAUCCAUCUCCUCAUGCAUCGCCACCGACGGCUGGUUCCACGCCACCUGGGAGACCACCCUGCUAGCCCUCUACUUCGCCAGCGCGAUGAUCCUGGUGCGCUCGGUGUACCGACUUGUGGAGUACGCAAGUGCCGGGACCACCGGUAGCGACGGCUAUUUGGGACGGCAUGAGUUAUUUGCGUAUGUGUUCGAUGCGUUGCCCAUGCUUCUGGGGAUGGUGGUGAUGGCGGUAUGGCAUCCCUCGCGGGUGUUGUUGUUGAACCGCAAGGAAGGGAAUGAUGUGCAGAUGAGUAAGAUAUACCUUGGGUGAGUGGAAUGUAGUAUAAAGUGCCCCGCAAGUGGGGACUUAGUAUAUGUCGUGUAUGAUUUCUGCUAGCGAGAUGGUUCUGUUUACUACUUUCGGGUUAAGGUAUCACAUCUCGGG
Messenger RNA from Aspergillus fijiensis CBS 313.89, 1088 nucleotides. Its product is annotated as RTA1 domain-containing protein. The record is from RefSeq and is a predicted model, not a curated record. The transcript has 4 exons. Gene Ontology annotation, cellular component: membrane. Lineage: Eukaryota; Fungi; Ascomycota; Eurotiomycetes; Eurotiales; Aspergillaceae. Bases 93 to 974 code for a protein of 293 amino acids.